Molecule: messenger RNA, 3153 nt
Organism: Pocillopora verrucosa
Lineage: Eukaryota; Metazoa; Cnidaria; Anthozoa; Scleractinia; Pocilloporidae
Source: RefSeq, a predicted model, not a curated record
UCGAUAAGAAGACAACUUGUCACUGGCGAGGAGGAAGAAGCAUUUGGUUUUUAUCUUUGGAGCUUUCAUCAUUGGUAUCAUGAAACAGGCACGGAUGCUAUAGUUAACUUGUUUCAUUGAACAGAGCAUAAUGUAACGGGAUUCUAGUAAAGAAUGAUAAAGACAAGAAACACCCAAGAACGGAAGGACGUUUGUCUGUACCAAAGACUGUCAGUCAAAUAAGCUUCGAUCAAUCAAUUACUUUCUUGAUCGCCCACUCGGACUCCCCAGUUCUAUAUAAAACACACUGUGCACCGUUGAUUGGGUGAGCAGAUGUAAGUCGUUUUGGCUCUACCCAAAAAAUGGGAACUGUUGUUGAGGCUAAAGAUGGAAGAGAAAGCCGACGCUCGUCGAGACUAUCCCAAAAAGUAAUGAUUUUUGUGGUGGUGCUUGGGAUUUGCGUUGGAUUUUCCGUCUGUUUAGAGUUGUUGAGGGAAAGAGUAAGAGAACUAGAGGCUGAUGUCACUCGAUUGAGUGAAGUCGACAAGGACGGCCAUGAUCAAGCUGGUGCCUCCGGUCAAAGAAAUCGUCGAGAUUCACCCAUCCCUAACUUAGUUUCUUUGGACGAUGUUCGUAGAGAAAUUAAAGUGCGACUCAAAUCGCUAACAGCAUCGCAGCUGUGCUCACCUCAAGAGAAAAUAUGUGUACCAGGCCCCAGCGGUCCAAAAGGUGACAUGGGAUUCAGGGGACGACGUGGAAAAAAAGGAAACGCUGGGAACAAGGGGGACAAGGGUGAGAUAGGUUAUCCAGGAAUGAAAGGUACUCAGGGUUUACCAGGACCAUAUGGGUUGAAUGGCCAGCAAGGUCGCCCAGGUGAACCAGGCCUGAGAGGAGAGAAAGGAACCAAGGGCGAACGUGGUACAUGCAGAGGUAUGGCCUCGUGUAAUGGUUACCCUCCAAUGCCUGGACCAAAAGGCGAACCUGGUCCUGAGGGACCCCGUGGAUAUAAAGGUGAACGAGGACUCGAUGGGUUUGACGGUCCGAAAGGUAAUGAUGGGCUGCCAGGACCCAAAGGUGACAGGGGUGAGAAUGGUGCAUGUAAAAGAGGGGCUGCAUGCAAAGGGUUCAAAGGUGAACCUGGAAAUCCAGGACCUAAAGGCCAACCUGGAAUUGUAGGACCACAGGGCUUCAAAGGUAAUGAUGGAUACCCUGGGCUGCCAGGAGAAAAAGGUGAAACUGGACGGAAAGGAGACAACGGAGUGUGCACCAGAGGUGCCAGGUGCAGAGGGAUCAAAGGUGACCCUGGAAUGCCAGGACCAAAAGGAGAACCUGGAAUCACUGGACCCCGCGGCUACAAAGGAGAACAUGGCUACCCAGGAAUUAAGGGCCUUAAAGGUAAUUUUGGGUUCACAGGACUGACAGGUGAUCCUGGUCUCCCUGGAUCCCCUGGCUUUAAGGGUAAUCCAGGGAUCCCAGGAUUUGAUGGCCAAAAAGGUGAAACAGGGCUACCAGGAAGAAAAGGUGAACGUGGACAAAAAGGAGAUGAUGGAUCAUGCACAGGAGGUACCUCUUGCGUUGGUAUUAAAGGUAUUAAAGGUGAGCCUGGAAUACCCGGACAAGACGGAGUACCUGGAGUACCUGGACCAAUGGGUUUCCAAGGGCAACCUGGAAUAAAAGGCGCACCUGGAGAAGAAGGACCUGCAGGACCAAAAGGUCAGAAAGGAGAAAGAGGACAAAGAAACAUCAAUGCAUGUGGAGAUACACCACACAAAGAAAUGAUCCUAGCAGCUGGUGCCUCCAGUCAAAGAAAUCGUCGAGAUUCACCCAUUCCUCACUUUGUUUCCUUGGACGAUGUUCGUAGAGAAAUCAAAGUGCAACUCAAAUCGCUAACAGCAUCGCAGCUGUGCUCACCUCAAGAGAAAAUAUGUUUACCAGGCCCCAGCGGUCCAAAAGGUGACAUGGGAUCCAAGGGACGACGUGGAAAAAAAGGAAACGCUGGAGACAAGGGGGACAAGGGGGCCGAGGGUGAGUUGGGUUUACCAGGGUUCAAUGGCUUUGAUGGCCGGCGAGGUGAGCCAGGGCUGCAAGGACGCCCAGGUGAACCAGGGCUGAGAGGAGAGAAAGGAAUGAAGGGCGAACAUGGUACAUGCAGAGGUAUGGCCUUGUGCAAAGGUUACCCUCCAAUUCCAGGACCAAAAGGCGAACCUGGUCCUGAAGGACCCCGUGGAUACAAAGGCGAACGAGGACUCGAUGGGUUUGACGGUCCGAAAGGUAAUGCUGGGCUGUCAGGACCCAAAGGUGACAAGGGUGACAAUGGUACAUGUACAAGAGGGGCUGCAUGCAAAGGGUUCAAAGGUGAACCUGGAAAUCCAGGACCUAAAGGCCAACCGGGAAUUGUAGGACCACAGGGCAUCAGAGGUAAUGAUGGAUACCCUAGUCUGAAAGGAGAAAAAGGUGAAACUGGACAAAAAGGAGACAACGGAGUGUGCACCAGAGGUGCCAGGUGUAUAGGGAUCAAAGGUGACCCUGGAAUGCCAGGACCAAAAGGAGAACCUGGAAUCACAGGACCCCGUGGCUACAAAGGAGAACAAGGCUAUCAAGGAAUUAAGGGCCUUAAAGGUGAUACUGGGUUCACAGGACUGACAGGUGUUCCUGGUCCCCCUGGCUUUAAAGGUAAUGCAGGGAUCCCAGGAUUUGAUGGCAAAAAAGGUGAAACAGGGCUACCAGGAAGAAAAGGUGUACGUGGACAAAAAGGAGACAAUGGAUCAUGCACAGGAGGUACCUCUUGUGUUGGUAUUAAAGGUGAGCCUGGAAUGCCUGGACAAGACGGAGUACCUGGUUUGCCUGGAAUAGAGGGAUUCCGAGGGCCACCUGGAAUGAGAGGCGCACCUGGAAAAGAUGGACCUGCAGGACCGAAAGGUGAACCUGGUCAGAAAGGAGAAAGAGGACAAGUGGAAGCAGUUUAGGGUGGAUUGACGAAAAGGUGACCCUGCUGAGAAAGGAAGCAAAGGGAAGCUAUACCUCAUGACACAACAAACAUUUUUUUUAUUUCUAAUAUUCUUUAAGGUAACUACAGAUGAUUCCAAUCUCUUAAGGUCAAAAUGAUUUUAUGAAACAAAUUGUGAUCAGUUUUAACCCUAAACUGAAUAUAAGAAAACAGUGAUAAUUUUUUUU